AUGCGGCUCCUCUUCCCCGCCCUCAUCGCCCUCCUCACCCUCACCCCGUCGGGCCUCUGCGGAAAGAAACCCGAAAAGAAACCUUCAGACGCCAUUCUCCUCUCGGAAGUCAGCACCCUCACGCUGCGCGCCAAAGGAAAGACAGCCCACCGCCGCCUUCCUGCCAUCCCGCAACUGAUUUGCUCCGGGCCCUGGUGCAAUCGCUACAGCAUCGAUCGCAUGCGCUGCAUCAACCAAGGCAGCUCUUACAACAAGGAAGACGUAGAAUGGAGCUGCACGGCCGAGACUUCGGACGACUUCAAGCUGGGAAGCACGGAGGUGACGUGUGAGGGCUACGAUAGCAGGGAGGAUCCGUAUGUGUUGAAGGGGAGCUGUGCGGUAGAAUACCGGUUGGUUUUGACAGACAAGGGGCAGGAGAAGUAUGGCAAGCAGAGGUUCUUGGGAGGGGCGCUGGGAAAUGAUACGGAGGCUAGCACGAUUUGGAAGGUUUUGUUUGGGUUGAUAUUCGUUGGUGUAUUGGUGUUGAUCUUGUUCAAGGCUGGACAGGCACUUCCAGCGGCUGGACGUCCCCGACAAUAUGGAGCGGGAGGUGGAUAUGGAGGAGGUGGAUGGGGCGGAGGGGGUGGUGGUAAUCCAUACGACCCUCCUCCCCCCUAUCCUGGCAAGCGAUAUUCGAGCCAGCAAGAGAGUUGGAGACCUGGUUUCUGGUCUGGUGCAGCAGCAGGGGCAGCAGGAGGAUAUUUGGCUGGGAACAGAGCAAACGGACAACAGGCGCCGCAGAACAACACUUCAUGGCUUGGUGGCAACCAUGGGGGCAGCAGCUUUGGGAGCCCUUCCCGAAGCAGCUCAGGUUCGAGCUCAUCCGUGAGACACGAAAGCACUGGCUUCGGUUCGACUUCACGGCGAUAG
This is a messenger RNA of Drepanopeziza brunnea f. sp. 'multigermtubi' MB_m1, 909 nucleotides long. RefSeq lists its product as uncharacterized. The record is from RefSeq and is a predicted model, not a curated record. NCBI's taxonomy places the organism in Eukaryota, Fungi, Ascomycota, Leotiomycetes, Helotiales, Drepanopezizaceae. Gene Ontology annotation, biological process: regulation of store-operated calcium entry. Gene Ontology annotation, cellular component: endoplasmic reticulum membrane.